This is a messenger RNA of Anopheles funestus (African malaria mosquito), 1613 nucleotides long. Its product is annotated as saccharopine dehydrogenase-like oxidoreductase. Bases 161 to 1453 code for a protein of 430 amino acids. The transcript has 5 exons. Gene Ontology annotation, cellular component: lipid droplet; plasma membrane; mitochondrion. NCBI's taxonomy places the organism in Eukaryota, Metazoa, Arthropoda, Insecta, Diptera, Culicidae. Gene Ontology annotation, biological process: glycolipid biosynthetic process. The record is from RefSeq and is a predicted model, not a curated record.
AUAUGGUGCCUCGAACGCAAAUCACCUGUUCCUUCCGAACUGUCGAAUCAAGCGUUGUGGCAGCUUCUUAUAAAGCGGCGACUAUACGAAAUCCGCAAAUCAUAAAAUCGGUCGCCGUUUAUGUGAUAACUGUCUACCAGUGCACACCGAAAUCGAAGAAAUGGAACAGAAGGAAGAAAGAUUGGACGUUAUCAUUUUUGGUGCUAGUGGAUUCACCGGCAAGUACACCAUCUACGAAGGCAUCAAGUUGCUCAAGGGACUUCAAUGGGGUGUUGCGGGCCGCAGCCGGGACAAGCUCCGGCAGACAAUCACAGAGAUUGAAAAGAAGGCUGACAAAGACCUGUCGGAGGUGCCAAUAAUUACGGCUGAUCUGAAAGAUCCCGCAUCGUUAAAACAGAUGGCGGAACGCUGCAAAGUGUUAAUCAAUUGCUGCGGUCCGUAUCGAUUCUACGGUGAGUCGGUGGUGAAAGCGUGCAUCGAGGCUGGUACCCACCAUGUGGACGUUAGUGGUGAACCGCAAUACAUGGAACGGAUGCAGCUUGAGUAUCAUCAACAAGCACAGGAACGGGGCGUUUACGUCGUGUCAGCCUGUGGGUUUGAUUCGAUUCCAGCCGAUCUCGGUACCGUGUUUCUUGAGCGUGAGUUCGACGGUGUUGUCAACUCGGUCGAGACCUACCUACAGGUGUCAUCGAAGAUUCCGCAUGAUGGAGGCGCGGUACUGCACUACGGUACCUGGGAGUCGGCAAUUUAUGGUUUGGCACACGCCAACGAGCUGAGGCCCCUGCGCACGAAGCUGUACAAAACGCGUUUGCCGAACUUCCAGCCACGUCUUAAGGAUCGCAGCGUGGUGCAUAAAGCGAGCUUCUUGAAUGGUUGGUGGGCGGUUCCAUUCCCUGGUUCCGACCGUUCCGUAGUGAUGCGGUCUCAACGCCACUUCUACGAUGCGGAAAAGAAACGUCCGAUUCAGAUGAAAGCUUACGUAGCAUUUGAAUCGAUCGUUCAAGUGUUGGGAGUAGCACUUGUUGCUGUUGUGUUCGCUAUCAUGUGCCGCUUCAAAUGUGGUCGUCAAUUGUUACUGAAGUACCCAAAAUUUUUCACUAUGGGAUAUGCGUCACACGAGGGCCCAUCGGAAAAGUCCAUGGAAAACGCACAGUUUGCAAUCUACUUCCGGGGCGAAGGUUGGGAUAAAGAAGAGAAACUGCUCGAACUGACCGAUCAAUUCAAAAGCCCCCCAACCAAGAAGAUUGUCACAAAAGUAUCCGGUACCAAUCCGGGUUAUGGAGCAACGUGCGUUGCACUAAUUUUAUCGGCACUUACUAUUUUGCGCGAGAGUGACAAAAUGCCCGGAACUGGUGGCGUGUAUCCGCCCGGUGCAGCAUACGCUAAAACGACCCUAAUCGAACAGCUAAGCAAGAAUGGAUUCACAUUCGAGGUAAUCAAGCCCUUGAAAUAAAAAGGCACUUUUGUGGGGUGGGAAAUAAAAAUUAAGCUACUUUCAACUUGGCAUAGUCCGCGCGGUAAUGGUUUGGUUAGUGUAGCGACAAAGUCGACAUAACGUUUCGCUUUUAAACGGUUGUUAUAACAUGAGGAUAAAUUGUAAUUUCCAAACUCGA